Messenger RNA from Nomia melanderi (Alkali bee), 972 nucleotides. RefSeq names its product transcription elongation factor 1 homolog. Gene Ontology annotation, biological process: transcription elongation by RNA polymerase II. Lineage: Eukaryota; Metazoa; Arthropoda; Insecta; Hymenoptera; Halictidae. Gene Ontology annotation, cellular component: transcription elongation factor complex. The record is from RefSeq and is a predicted model, not a curated record. Gene Ontology annotation, molecular function: RNA polymerase II complex binding.
UGAAUGCGAUGAAGUGAGAUGUAACGGUCAUUGGCGUCAAAUUUCGUUUCAACACGGUGGCGGCUUUUUAAGUUAACGGAAUCCAGGGGAUACAGGGCUCGACUGCUAUGUUUCCUGGAAGGACCGUGGUGGAGCGUGUGGGUGAUCCUCCUUGCCCCUACGACUUUUCAGCUUGCGGGUAGUCAGCCAACGCAUCUGAGCGCGUCUACAUCUAUGUGUGCAUACAGUUGAUUCUUGAAAGAGAAGUUUAUUUCCCGUGUUUUGUAUUAUUCAGUAUUUUGUACAGUAAAUAUUAAUUAUUAUAAAAUUAAUAUUAACUUCAAACAGAUAGUGCAUAUAGUAUUUGCGAAAAGUCUUGCAAAGCAUUUAAAUUGCAGUAACGGUUGUUUCACUGAAACGUGAAACAGGUAAAAAAGUAUAUAUCGAAAAUGGGACGAAGAAAGAGCAAACGACAAGCUCCUCAAAAGAGGAAAGCUAUCGAACCUAUGGACAUACAAUUUACGUGUCCAUUUUGUAAUCAUGAAAAAUCGUGUGAAGUUAAAAUGGACAAAGGCCGGAACACAGCAAAGAUUUCGUGUCGGGUUUGUUUAGAAGAUUACCAGACUACCGUCAAUGUGUUAUCCGAACCGAUUGAUGUGUACAACGACUGGAUCGACGCAUGUGACGCCAUAAAUUAAAUGACACUCUUUGGACACUGAACAAAUAAACUUGUGCCUUUUUGUACACUGAAAAGAUUCUAACAUUUGUGUUAUAUAUUUACAAAUAUUGUCGUUCUAUUAAUGAUCCGAAAUUAUUUUCUACAUCGACUGUAACGAAUUAACAAUAUUUAUCAAUAUCUGAUACAUAUCGUUGUUAUGUAUAACAUGUACUGGUUGUUCCACUUGUUAACUGUAUGAUAUUUCUGUCCAUGAAAACAAAUAGAAAACGAACACGUAUUCUAUUAAAUAAGAAUAAAAGUGCACGUAAGAAAUA